AUGGAUUUAGAUGAUGGUUAUAUAGAUAUAUUUGAUGAUGAUAAAACUGGCUUUGAUUUAGAUGAAACAUUAGAAAAACGUCGUGGAAAAAAGACAAAUGUUAAUCAUUUAUUAAAUUUUCAUUUUUUGGAAAAACAACGCACAAUGUCAUCGUAUGGACGACGCGGUUACGGCAAUGGAAAAUAUCAAACAAAACGUUUUUCAAAAGAACAAUUUUUACAAGCAAACUGUCAGUUUGUUGUUGAAAUCGAUGGUGAUUACAGUUUGCAUUUUGCCGAUCCCGAUAAACCUAUUGAUUGGACCAAAGUUGAGCAAAUUCGAUUAUGUUCAAGUGAACAAUUAAAGUGUCCAAUAUGUUUGUGUCAGCCUAUUGCUGGUAAAAUAACUCGUUGUGGUCAUGUGUAUUGUUGGUCGUGUAUACUACAUUAUUUGGCGUUAAGUGAUAAACAAUGGAGAAAAUGUCCAAUUUGUUUUGAAUCAAUUUAUAAACAAGAUUUGAAAAGUGUCCGUGGACUGAUAAGUCGUGUAUUUAAGAGUGGGGAUUUAAUAACAUUUCGUUUGAUGCAUCGUGAACGUGGUUCAUCUCUAUUUUAUCCAAGACAUAUUGAACCGUCAACAACGGAACCACAAAUCGAUCGUUUACUUGUCUCAAAUAAUUACACAAUUGGUCAUAAUCAUUCGAGUUUAUUAUUGGCUGAUUAUAAAACAAUUCUUGUGGAAAUAAUUGAAAAAGAAAAAUAUGAAUUACUAAAACAAUUACAAGACGAAGGAGAUCAACCAGAAGCGAUUUUUAUCAAACAAGCGUUAGAAGAAAUUGAAGAACGCGAUAAGAUUAUUCGUGAAAAAUUGAACUUAUUAAAAUUACCAAAGUAUGAACAGCAGAAGUCACCUAACGAAACGAUUAAACAAGAUUUAUCCUCCGAAAACGUACUCGGUGAAAUGCAAGAUAAUAAAACAGUGAACACAAAGUCAGCGGUCGUCUAUGAAGACGCGUUUGAUAAUGUUGUUAUAUCGCCAAGUAGAGAAGAUUUCAAUGAAGAAAAAUUAUCAGAUGAUUUAUCAGCCGAAGAAUAUUCAUCAAAUAGUAGAAAAACUAGUGAAUACUCUAUUGAAAAAGAAAAUCAGUAUUAUAUGGAUCAGGAACCUGAAUCACCCACAACACAUAUUCAGCACAACAGGCAUUUCUUUUAUCAAGCUGAUAAUGUUUCACACGCGUAUUUGAAUGGUAUAAAUGCUCGAAUUUUACUUCAUGAAUAUGGGUCGUAUUUAAAUUGUCCAGAAGUCGUUCAUGCAAAAGUUGAACAUGUAGAAAGUUUCUUUAUGACGGAGGAGUUGCGUUCUCAUUUUCGAUUUUUGGGACAUAUACCAUUAACAUGUGAAUUUCAAGUGAUUGAAAUACGAUUAAGACCACCUGUUAUAUCCAUGCAAACAAUGAAUAUGUUUGCAGACGAAUUAUAUCGUCGCCGUCAAUUUCGUUAUCGUAAGGAGCGUAUGGAAAAACGCCUUAAAUACCAAGCUGAAGUGGCUGAAACAAAAAAAUUGACGCAAUAUCCAACUGAAUUAAUGUAUCUUCCGAGUGAACAUUUUCCCGUGAAUAGUACACAAUCAAUGGAAGAAUUUCCAGCUAUGACCCCCUCGACUACCAGUUCAUCUCCGCCAUCAGCAUCAGCAGUACUAACAAGUGAAGAAAACGGUCCAUCAUUUGCUCAAAUGUUAAAACAACGAGCACCAUCUGUACCAUUACAAGUUUCAAUGAAAAAGGUAGCAGGGCCUCUAUCAGCAUCCAUCAUGCCGAAAGAAGAUACGAGAAAAAACAAGAAAAAUAAUAAAUGCAAAAAUGAUAGUGAUGACGAUUAUAAAGAUGUUGAAGGGGAUGAUCAUGUUGCAGUGCCAAAUUUUCAUACAAGUUUUAGCCAAGAUUUAGAAGCGGUUUUCGACAAAUUAAAAGUUAAUAAUGCAACAAAUGGUGCCAAUAACGAGCAAGACCAACAAGUAAAUUCAACGGGGAAAAAUGGUGUUGGUGGAAAGAAAAAAAAGAAAACCAAACAACUCUUGUUUGCAACAGGAAUGGGACAAAAAGCAAAAUGA
Messenger RNA from Didymodactylos carnosus, 2088 nucleotides. The record is from the annotation of a GenBank genome assembly. NCBI's taxonomy places the organism in Eukaryota, Metazoa, Rotifera, Eurotatoria, Philodinida, Philodinidae.